This is a messenger RNA of Ziziphus jujuba (common jujube), 1589 nucleotides long. Its product is annotated as protein LIKE COV 3-like. Gene Ontology annotation, cellular component: Golgi apparatus. The transcript is spliced from 7 exons. Bases 399 to 1205 code for a protein of 268 amino acids. The record is from RefSeq and is a predicted model, not a curated record. Lineage: Eukaryota; Viridiplantae; Streptophyta; Magnoliopsida; Rosales; Rhamnaceae.
UCCUCUCAUUUUUAUUUCUGUUUCCCUUCUUUUUUUCUCCUUCAAUGAAUUUUGCAAUGGCAGACUUAUGGACGUCGUUUAAUGGGAAAAUGUUUAUUUUUUUUAUUUUUUUAUUAUUUUUUUCAAAUUAAUGGAAAAUGUUUGUGUCCAAAAUGUGGGCUGGUCCAUGUUAGGGUCCUUGUACAUUUGUACUGUGGGACCGGUUAAACCCAGCGAUUGUAAGUAAAAACGGGUCUGAAACCAUCUGAUUGGUUAAAUUCAAAUUUCGGUUAAAAGUGGGUCAAAGUAUUUCCAACAAACUUGGAUCCGUUGUUUGUUUGAAUCGCGGGGUCAAUAGAGGGAAGGUAGAGAAAAACCGGAAGGCCCCGAAAUACGAAUCUGGAACUAGAAGAAGAAAAAUGUCGAGUAGAGAGAGGGAGAGGGAGAGGGAUCUAGAGCUCCUCAUACCAGUCGCAUCAGGAAGCUCUGAAAAUGGAGGCUCCAAAUCCUCCUCUCCAUCGGCUACGCCAACUACUACCCCGGGCCAUCACUCUAGCCGAGAGGCAUUCUCUAAGGUCAUUAGGAGUUGGGCUUCAAAAAAGUUUAUGUCCGGAUGUGUCAUUCUUCUUCCAAUAGCCAUCACAUUCUACAUAACGUGGGGUUUCGUUCACUUUGUCGAUGGUUUCUUCUCCCCAAUCUAUAAUCAUCUGGGGAUCAAUAUUUUUGGUCUCGGAUUUGUUACCUCCAUCACCUUCAUAUUCUUGGUUGGUAUUUUCAUGUCAUCCUGGUUAGGAGCUUCUGUUCUCACUCUUGGGGAAUGGUUCAUUAAGAAAAUGCCUCUUGUAAGUUAUAUCUAUUCAGCCUCGAAGCAAAUAAGUGCAGCAAUAUCACCAGAUCAGAGCUCUAAUGCUUUCAAAGAAGUGGCAAUUAUAAGGCAUCCACGUAUUGGGGAGUAUGCAUUCGGAUUUAUCACUUCCACGGUUAUUCUUCAGAGAAGCACAGGCGAUGAAGAACUCUGCUGCAUUUAUGUGCCUUCAAACCACCUUUACAUUGGAGAUAUAUUUCUUAUCAAUUGCAAGGACAUAUUACGACCCAAUCUGUCUGUCCGAGAAGGAAUUGAAAUUGUCAUCUCAGGAGGUAUGACAAUGCCCCAGGUAUUGACGACAGUGGAAGCACAAGCCAUUCCUCAGGGAAGAAUUGGCAGCUUUGCAGUGUCAAAAGGAUGAUGCAAUAAUCAAACCAAAAGCUGCGGAGAAGUCAAUUAUAGAGGGCUGAGAGCUGGUGAUACAUAACAAACAAAGAAUGAUGAGAAUGAAGAAGAAAUCACAGCAGGAACCUGAAGUGAACAAGUUAUAUGCCCCUCAAGAACAACCAUCAAACAGGCCAAAAUAGAUCGUAGUUUUCGUUUAUUUAAUUCGGAUUUAUACAAAUUUUACAUUGUAAAUGCAUUAUUUAUUUUUUUUACAGGGUUAAUUUAGAGUGAAAAUUAUGUCAAUCGAAUGGUUUUUAGCUGGGAAAUUAUUUUUUGUUUAGAUUAUAUAUAUAUAUAUAUAUAUGGGAAUUAUAUUGUUUCUUUGGAAGAUCAAAUGUCGAUAUAACUGUAUGUGUAA